CGCUUUCAGAAAAAGCCAGCUACCUGACAAAAUAGUGGGUUCUUGGGUUCUUUGUACCCUCGAAGGACCCCUCAGACAAGAAUCACUGCCCAAGAUGACGAAUUUUUCCCUGGAUCCACUGAACCUGAGCUCCGCUGACCCAUCAAAUGUAUCUGCUCCCUUCUGCCUGCUGGAGAUAGGCUAUUCCCAGAUUUUCACCACCUGCCUCCUUGAAGUCUCGAUCAUACUUCUCCUCACUAUUCUCAUUAUCUCUGGCAAUCUGGUGGUGAUUUUUGUGUUUCACUGUGCCCCCUUGCUUAGCCAGCACACCACCAGUGCUUUCAUCCAGACUAUGGCGUAUGCUGAUCUGCUGGUGGGGGUCAGCUGCCUGUUCCCCUCCCUGUCCCUCCUCCAUCACCUACAGGGCCUCGACCCCAAACUCACCUGCCAGGUGUUCGGGUACAUGGUGUCUGUUUUGAAGUCCGUUUCGAUGGUGUCGUUGGCGUGUGUUAGUGUAGACCGCUACAUCGCCAUCACGCGACCUCUGUCUUACGCGUCCCUAGUAACACCUUGUCGAGUGCGCUGCUGCAUCAUUCUGAUAUGGCUAUAUUCUGCUCUGGUGUUUCUCCCAUCAUUUCUUGGGUGGGGUAAACCUGGUUACCAUGGCGAUGUGGUGGAAUGGUGUGCACUUCAGUGGAGGACUAGUCCGGCUUUUACAACCUUUAUCGUUGCACUGCUCUAUGCCCCAGCAGCUCUCACUGUCUGCUUUACCUAUGCCAAUAUCUUCAAGAUCUGCCGACAGCACACCCGGGAGAUCAGCGAGCGCCACGCACGUUACCGACCCCAACAGCUGCAGGGCCCAGGAUUGACUGUGGGAUCUGUGGUCAAGGACAACAACGCAGCAGAACAUGGGCAGUUCCCCCACUUGUCCCAACCACAGAAACUCCAACACCACCAACCACAGUAUCAGCAGCCCACAUCAACAUAUCCAGACAAGCGAUACGCUAUGGUACUGUUCCGCAUUACAAGCGUUUUUUAUAUCCUCUGGUUGCCCUACAUUCUUUACUUUCUGUUGGAGAGUGCAGGGAUCUACCACCACCCUGCAGCAUCGUUCCUCACCACAUGGCUGGCCAUCAGCAACAGCUUCUGUAACUGUCUCAUCUACAGCCUCUCCAACUCUGCCUUCAGGAAAGGCCUCAAACGCCUCUGCUCCUUCUGUGUACAGCGCAGUGGCGGUGGCUUUGGGGUUAGCAACACCAAAAAGACUUUCGUCGGCUCUGUUGAAAAAGGAUGUGCGGGGCCAGGGUAUGGAUACGGCCAUGGCGAAAUCAGAAUUGGCACAACAUGUCAUGUGUAGUGCACACACAGACUAAACCCUUUUGCCAAAUUGGCAGUUGAACUUAUUGAAAAGAUGCCUGAUGUGUCGUUGAAUGACUCAUCUGCUAAGCUGAAAUAUGCAGAUAAGAGACGGAAGGAGGUGUCAAUCUGCCACUGCUGCUUCUGUGGCAUUGGGAGGCUACACAGGCAUCCUCUCUGCCCAUGCCACAGUUGGCAAACGCAGACAAAGGGAGUCAAGAGCAGAGCACUGACGUACAGAAAGACCCAAAUAGUGUUUGAAAAUGGUCACAGCAUGCUCUGUAUACGGACAGGGUUGAUCGAUGGAUAGGAUAAGAAAAAGGUGUCUGUAAAGGUCUGGAGGGGUGAAUUUUUUGGUGGUCAAACAACAUUUUUAUUGGUUUUUAUUUAUGGAAAGUGAAUUCUUAACUUAUUUUGCCAAAACUGUUCCAAAAGGCUGUCUGUGCUGUAACAUGCCCUUAUCCCCUUAGUGUCUUCAUACUAACUGUUGAAAAGCAGCCAUUUUAUUGUUUGGUUAUAUUGAUUUAACUGAUUCUUGUUUCUCUGCUUCAACAUUUCAGAUUCUUUGUGGACUUUUAGAUUAUUUAUUAAUGUUGUGAUACAAGAUAAACUUUAUGACUUUAACCAAGUUGUGGGUUCACACACUGAGCCAGCUGUUAUUGUAACAUAUGACGAGAGAUGCUGACCAGCUUUGGUGUACGACUGUUAACCUGACAAAAAUCUAAUUUUCUAUUCUCAUUAAUUUCCUUGUUAGUUUCAUUGCACCUUUGUUGUUUGGAUUAUGUUACUCAACCUUUUUCAUAACUGUGUCCAAGGCAAAGAAAGGAUAUAGUUUUACACCUAUGAUUUUUGGUACAUUAUCACUUUAAUUUUCUGGAAACAUGUAGAUGGAUGACCUUAAGAACUUUAGAACUGAACAGACAAAUAGCCCAUUCACUCUGCCAGCAGGCUAACCUGUGCAGCACCAUGAAGAGGGACUGACCCUUCGAUCCUAAGGAAUUGCAGUUCCAUGUGUGUAUGUUUGUGUCUGUGUGCAUGCAUGCGUCUGUUUCCAUCAUCUUGUUCUCAUGUGUAGUUUUGUCAUCACUUUGUACUCUAACUUAUUUCAAACAAACUUAUCUUAAACCGAAAAGACUCCGUGUGUACAUACAUAUAUGGUGUCAUAAACUCAAUGGUUGUGAAAAAAAGUAUCUCUUUUUUGAACCAUAAAGACUUUCACAGUUUAUUUAGGUGCAGAUAUUCUGUACGUUAUUUAAUCGAACCAAAGAAAGUUCAACAGUUACUGGUUUUUUUUCUAAAUAUGUGAUAUAUCAUAUGAAUUUAGGCGAAUGCAAAUGGAUUUAAACAAUGUUUGUGUAGGUCCACUGCACUGUGUUGGCUCAGUGAUGCCUUGUGUGCAUGACUUUGACUGUUUCUCAGUGUACAGCGACAUAUUGUUGCCUUGAUGCACUAAUGAAAAUGAACUGUUGGGGAGGUAUUUUCCUCCAACAGCGAGGGAGGGCUUGAUUUAUGGGUGUGACUGUUUUUUGAGGGGAUGACACUGACUGAAUCAUUCAUGUUCAUUAGUCAGCCUCUGUCGCUUAAUCCCACUUUCAAGUCAUUUUAAAAAUGUGACUGUUAAUCCAGCUACUCUUCAAAAGAUAAUUUGUAAUCAAUAUUUUUGUCUUCCGUGAAACUGAAAAUAAUCAGGAGCAAACAAAUGAC
This is a messenger RNA of Paralichthys olivaceus (Japanese flounder), 3039 nucleotides long. RefSeq names its product probable G-protein coupled receptor 21. NCBI's taxonomy places the organism in Eukaryota, Metazoa, Chordata, Actinopteri, Pleuronectiformes, Paralichthyidae. Gene Ontology annotation, cellular component: plasma membrane. Gene Ontology annotation, molecular function: G protein-coupled photoreceptor activity. Gene Ontology annotation, biological process: phototransduction; cellular response to light stimulus; G protein-coupled receptor signaling pathway. The record is from RefSeq and is a predicted model, not a curated record.